AUGGCCGCCAACGACAAGGAGUUGGCAUCAUCGUCUUUGGUGCCAGCCCCCGACGAUGACUACGUAGAUUGGGACCUCUUGAUGGUGGAGGCAGAGGAAGAGGAAGAGAAGGAGAAAAUGAUUGCCAACGACAAGGUGAUCGCUCACGCCAUCCAUGAGGAGGAACUCAUCAACGCAGCAGAGGAAAAGGCAGUGGCCAUCAUCAAUGACGAGGCUAUCGCACACCUCUUGGCGACAGAGGAGGAGAUGGGCGGUGACGCUGAAACCGACAACGAGGUGGAGAUGGGCGACGACUCUGACACCGACGAGGAGGAGGAGGAUGAGGAAAUGGCCGGCACCGGUGGCAACUCCGAUGAUGACACUAAUGAAGCUAUGAUCUUACUUACCUAG
Molecule: messenger RNA, 390 nt
Organism: Phragmites australis (common reed)
Lineage: Eukaryota; Viridiplantae; Streptophyta; Magnoliopsida; Poales; Poaceae
Exons: 1
Coding region: 1-390 (129 amino acids)
Source: RefSeq, a predicted model, not a curated record